AAUCAGGGUGGGCUGCCCAUGUAUGUAGCCAGUCAUGGUUUAUACAACUGAAAGCCUCCAACAGUGUUUGUACCACCAUCAAUCAAAGAAGAUGUUGAGAAGCUGUUUGAAAUUAAUAGGGCAAUGGGCCAAGUGGAACUAAACCUUGAUUUGCUAGCACUAGAUGUUGGUGAAACAUAUGAAUUGUGGAAUGACAUUGUUGUGAGACCUUUUAGAACUCACCAUGUUAUACCAAGCCAGGGUUAUGUCAUUUACUCUGUGAGAAAGAAGCUGAAGAAGGAAUACAUUCAUCUGAAAGGCAAAAAGAUUGAGAAAUUGAAGAAAUCUGGUGUUGAGAUUACGGACAUUAUAUUGUCUCCUGAGGUGGCAUUUACUGGAGAUACAACAUCAGACUACAUGCUUGAUACACGAAAUGUGGAUUCCUUGAGGGCAAACAUUCUUGUAACUGAGCUAUUACAGAAGAGGAUGCCUGGUCACAUUUGGGCAGACAAUGGUCUGUAUGUUGCAGUGAUAUCAUAAUAAACUUGUUAUGUGUAGUGUUUGCUUUCUGUUUCCUCUUUCAUCCUAUUCCUUGAAUUAA
Molecule: messenger RNA, 580 nt
Organism: Rubroshorea leprosula
Lineage: Eukaryota; Viridiplantae; Streptophyta; Magnoliopsida; Malvales; Dipterocarpaceae
Source: the annotation of a GenBank genome assembly